Messenger RNA from Athalia rosae (coleseed sawfly), 2833 nucleotides. RefSeq names its product G-protein coupled receptor 161-like. The record is from RefSeq and is a predicted model, not a curated record. Lineage: Eukaryota; Metazoa; Arthropoda; Insecta; Hymenoptera; Athaliidae. Bases 448 to 1812 code for a protein of 454 amino acids. Gene Ontology annotation, molecular function: G protein-coupled receptor activity. Gene Ontology annotation, biological process: G protein-coupled receptor signaling pathway. The transcript has 7 exons. Gene Ontology annotation, cellular component: membrane.
AUAAGACACGGUAUGUAGAUAUUAGGUAUAUAGGCGGAAUCGUUGAAGAGUUUACGAUGAAAGUAGGGCAUUGGUGGCUCGCGGGGUCGAUUCGUUCAAUUCGGUACCGCGAAUCAAUAUAUCACACUGGCAGUCGUUCGCAACUCUAUAUACCUUAAACUAGCUCCUGAUCGUCCUUGUCUCUUAUUGUUAUCCCUUACCGCUAUGCAGUUAUGCGUCUUCAAUCAUCAAAGGUGCAAACCGAGUCGGAGGAAUCCCCGAACUUGAGCACAUCGAGAGAGAAAAAAAAACCUAAUACGGGAAACAUUGUUCGCCAAACCCACGUGGUUGCACAUCGAAAGAUAUCGACGCAGGUACGACGGGUUGAGACGUCGAGGGCAAUAUUCUUGGUGCCGAUCUGAUUUAAGCUAUAUAAAAAGUGCAGCGGCGCGUCGUACUUACGACGUGAUGGGCGGAUGGCCCCUAGGGGUAAUUUCUGUCGUAGGUCUGAUCCUGAACGCGUACGUUCUUUUAGUCGUGAUAUUGACGCGGCAGACUCGGACCCCAGCGAGCGCCGUAACGCCAGCAACGACAGUGCUCCUUGUUCACCUAGGCGCUGUCGAAGUUAUCCUCUGCAUUGUGGUACUCGCUGCAUCAUCAACAAACGAAAUAUCUUGCGUUUUACACGGUUUUAUACUCGCCCUUCUUCACCCCGUUGCCUUGUGGACGGUGACUGGACUGAACUGCGACAGAUACUGUGCGAUAGCUGCUCCUCUUCACUACGCGGGUUUGGUAUCUCCAAAAAGAGUUGCAUUCGGCCUCGCUGCCGCCUGGUCGGGGGUGCUUCUCCUCUGCCUUCCACCCCUCUGUGGUCUCGCGCCUCCCUACAGAUACAAUCCGGGUCUGGGCUGGUGCGUUCCGGAUUUGGGUGCCGUUGGUUGGGGGGCUUUAGCGAGUUGGUACGGAGCGACGUACGCUUCCCUCGGCCUCGCCCUUCCAGCAGCUUUGGUGACCGCUUGCAAUCUCCGCGUUCUCGGGAUCGCUCGUUAUCACAGACAUCGUAUAGCCAGUGCCAUUUACCAAGUCACCCUGAGCGCUCAGGUUACGAUUACUCAUCAAAGAAAUCCAUUCUCUCUUGUACCCGCCACAACAUGCCCAGGCAACGUCGUCGGACCCCCCAGACUACGAAGUCCCGCAACCUGCACGGUGGUUCAACUUUUGGGAUCAAUGUAUGCAAUGUAUCUACCCUACUGCGGUCUACUUGCUUGGAGAGUUUGUCUUGGGAUGGAACCUUCCUCGUUGAAUCCCCCGCCGCAGGUCGAGACUUUGGCAGCGACACUUUUGGCCUGCUCUGCCCCCAUAAACGGUCUACUUUACGGCUUAAAGUCCCAAACUCUCAGAAGUUCCGUUAAAAAUUAUUUUCGCAAAAAAGCGACCGAGUCGGAACUGCAUCAGGAAAUUCAGGCGCGUAUACCGAGCGUCGCGGGUUCCCGACGUCCUUCAGGAACUCCGACGGGUGGAGGGGUUCAAUUUUCGAUGCUACCGACGCAAAGAUGCCUCAGCGAAGUUAUACUGCCAUCGGAAGAACGACGUCCUUCGGGACUCCGAACUGUCGCCUCAUGCAAUACUCUAGGAGCGCCGCAUAAUAUUUCAAGAAUUCCAGCCCCUGACAGAAGUGAACUCGCGAUUGAAAAUAGGCACCGGAUUCCAAUCGCGAGAACUGAAAGUGGAGAUUCCCUCUUGCGGAAUCAGGAUAGGAAUUAUUAUUCACCGACGAACGUAUCGAGUCCGAGAUCCACAAAAUUACGAGGAACGCGCUGCUCCGAAACUUGAGAAAGAAUUACAAGUGCAGAAAAAGAAUUUCAAUGACGAUCGUAACAGGGGGGAAAUUAUCCGUUGUUUUAGGGGCACUCUUUGCAGUCGGUGAAAAGAGGAUCGAAGAGAAAAAUGGUUCGGACGAACGAAAGUACGCGUUUUGUAUUAAUACUAUCGACAUGACGUAGAAAAAUAUACAUAAUAAUUGAUACACAGUGACAGAUGAUAGGAAUAUAUCAGUCGUAAAUCGCGUAAUAACGUCUGUAUAUGUGUACCCGAAAAAAAUCAGGUAACACGAAGACGAUCGGUGAUUACAUAAUCGUCAAUCACCGGUAUAGACAGAUUUCGCGAGAUUAUUUUUCUACACUAUAACUAUAUUAUAAUGAUAAACGGCGACGUUACGCAACCAUCAGUAUUAUAAUAUGUUAUACAAUAGUUAUAUACACUGUUAUACACCGCGGGUAUAGUUUACGUUAAAAUAGGUAUUUACAUAUACAACAGUAGCUGCGUGUACUAAAUAUUAGGUUUAUUUUUUUAGCUCGCGGAAUUCUUGAAUUAUAAAAGAGGCUGGCCCUUCAAGAGUCGAAAAUUUCCACGUGCAAUGAGGGGAAUAUCGUAUUAGGAAUGUGUUACAGCAUAUUGUAUAUUCACCGAGGCUGGGCUGCAGGUAUACACGGUAAAAUAAUGUAAGAUGGAUAAGGAUUAUUGUGCGUGAACCCUGCAUCGUGUAAGAGUAGAGAACUGUGUAGCAUCAUAGAUAUAUCUAUGGUAGCAUAUAGAAAAAAUGCAUGUUGUUUGAGAUGUACGUUGAACCGAAAUCGGGGAAACUUUUAUUGCUGUGCUACUGCUGCUAACUGUGCAGGUACCUGGUGUGUAGCGUAUAGGGAUAUAGUAAGAUUUAUGUUAGGGGCGAGAGACAAUUACAACAACCACUAUAGAAACGGUUAUACAUACUAUGCAUUAUUCACUGUAAAUUGAAAUUAGAUGACUGACCGUCGUCACGACGACUGAAAACUGAAUAUACAAAAUAAUUAUACAA